UUUAAAAUAACUCAAACACAGUUACAAAUUCCCUUUGAAGAGUAAAAAAUUUGUACAAUGUCGAACGUCUUCAAGAAACCUACCCAAAGGAGUCUUACUAACACUAGGUCAUUCAAUAUGGAGCAGCGGAAAAAUGUACUGUUGAAAGUGCCCGAGGAGGUUCGGGCAGAGAAGGCCAAAAAGGUGGAGCUAUUCCUCAAUAGACUGAAAGUACGGAACUCUCGCUAUGAAUCACAUAUCCUGAGAUAUCUGGAUACGUGGUGUGAGCCCAAGAGCCAGUUCAAUGACGAUGCCGACGUCAGUUUGCAUCCCAGCUACAAUCUUAUGGUCUAUGAUCUAAAUUGCGAUGAGCGGUAUCGUGAGGCCAACUAUAAGUACAAUAAGCAGUUCAAGCUGGAAAUGGAACACUUUAUUGCCAAUCAACCCAAUGUACGCGACCAGUACUACCUGAAAAGAAUCCUUUGCUAUAAAACCAGUUGGCCUCCUUUGCAUACAAAGUGGGAACUGCAUAACUUCGUCUCCAAAUUCUUUAAGCUAACUCCCACGGAAAGGAAGCGUGUGGAUUAUCUCAUGAAAACAAAACUGAGCUGAGGAAUGCACAGGCAGUUAUGCUAUUUACUCUCAUUUCAAAAUGGUUUAAUUAGCACAUUUAUUAUUGCAAUUAUACGGACGCCGUGCCACCUCCAGCUAAUUAGUUCAAACAAAAAAUGCCGCAAACAAUAAAUUUAAUUUAGCGAUGCAUCGAAUUCAUUUAAUUCGGUUUUCUGUGCUUCGGACUGAAAUUAAUUUAGCAAAAAGAAAAAAAAAUGCCAGAAAUCUGAGCAUCUACAAUUAAAUCUUUUCCCCCACAAAGCUGAA
Molecule: messenger RNA, 858 nt
Organism: Drosophila kikkawai
Lineage: Eukaryota; Metazoa; Arthropoda; Insecta; Diptera; Drosophilidae
Source: RefSeq, a predicted model, not a curated record